CCGGUGGCUCGCGGCUCAGCGCCAGGAAGCGGUCUCUGCCGCUGCUGUUUUAAUCGCGGCUGCCUUUCUAUGCGAGGGCUUUCAGCAGGCCAACUUGACACUGGCCCACCCAGUUUUGUAAGCUGUAUUGCUGGAUUCAUUUAUUCAUCGAUGCAUCGUCAGCUCCAUCUCGCUGUUGCCAUUCCAGCAGGCUCGAUUUUUGCAUUUUAACGAUGUGAAGCCUGAUAUGGCAUCUGUGGUGGUGACGGGAUGCAGCGCAUCUGUGCUUGCCAAUGUGACUUUGCUCAUUCACUGCCGACAAAACAGCACAAUUUGUGAAAUGCGACAUCCGAUGCUGGACCUUUACUCCAAGUACUUUAGAGAAGUGAUCUUUCUUUCGAAAGAUGUUAGCGAAUCAAAGAGACGUGUUGUUCCAUGUUCUGGCGCUGGUGAUCCUCACUGGUGCAUUGCAUCCCAAAUGAACAGCACAAAGGCUCGGGGAAUCAUGUAUAUGCAGUUCGAUGUGGUCAUUUCGCCAUGCGGGCUGGCAAGUAUGUUGAAGACGGACAUGUUGGCAAGCUUCUCCGAUUCGACCAAGACCUAUGCCCCUUUCUGCUACUAUGAAACAUGCAGGCUUUUUCCGAGCUUGAACUGCGACUGGUUUCAUUGGCAAGGGAAGACCACCCAGGACCAGGUUGUGAACGUGGUCAAUGACCUGGAAUCCGUGCUUUUCUCCGGCUCGAGGGAGUGGACGACUCGGCAUGCUCGUGUUUUCAAGAAGUUGCGUGAAGGCAUGAUGCAAGGCAGCUCAGAUCUCAUCUAUGUCCCACGUGAAGCUUUUCAAGUCUUCACUGCCUGUGCGCGUGUGUUCAAGAUGCAUGGGGUGUUUCACGAAAUUGUGCACCCAACCAUGCUAGAAUUGGUGCCUUUUCUCACUCGAAUCAGCUCCCAAGAUUUGGCAUGCCACGGAAGCCGGGUGAGGGAAGUCUACGAGGCUGAGUUGCUGUCCAAGGACUUUGUUUGUGGACACCGAGUGAACUAUUCCAGUGGCUCCUCGUUGAAAGCUGUCCGCAUUUUGCUCAAUCAGACUCUUGAGGUGCUCCCCACGGAGCACCAAGCUAGUAGUGAGGUCCGUGCUCUAGAUGUGCCGUUAAGCUUGGAUUUUUCAACGGAAAGUAUGACUAGCCAGCUCGUUGCGGCAGGUGCAGUGUUUUUUCUAAUUUCCGUAAAGCUAUUUCAGAUGUUGAAGAAACGCAGUGCCAAGUUUCACAAGAAUCUGGUCGAAAUACUAUGACCUUCCCUCAAAGGACCAAUGAACAGGAGAACCUUGCUGUAUUUUGUUUGGGUGUCAUUAGUUUGACCAGAUGGAAUGAAGGUCGAGUCGGUCAAGUCUAACGACUUGUGGGAGGUUUCUCCUGUUUUCCUGUCGAACCUCCGACCAGGGG
Messenger RNA from Durusdinium trenchii, 1424 nucleotides. NCBI's taxonomy places the organism in Eukaryota, Dinophyceae, Suessiales, Symbiodiniaceae. The record is from the annotation of a GenBank genome assembly.